CAACAAUGGAAGAGUACGACGAGAGCGAAGUGCUGAUCGCGUCGGCCUCUGCGCCAGCGAGCCUGACUGCGGACGGCGGCAGGAAGAAGAAGAAGAAGAAGCCUGCCAGCAACAGCACCAACACUGCCACCAACGACAGCAGUGCACACAAGAAGCAGGCGACGCAGCAGCUGCAGGAGCCAUUCGACCAGAACCAGAACGAGGACGAGGAGAAGGAGGAAGACGGCGGCAACAAUCGGCACGAGGACAGCAGCAAGGCGCCGUCGUUCGACCGCUCGCGGGCAUCCAGCGGCCAUAGCUACGGCACAGACAACUCCAGCAUCAACGGUGGCACCGCGACGCCGGUCGGUGGGCUCGCUCGCUUCCCGCGCACAGAGUCCAAGACAAUGCUCGUUCAUGAAGACAAGGCACCGCUACUGCGCGAUGAGACUGAGGAUCGCAUCUUGUCGUCGCACGGACUUGGCGGUGGCGGUCAUGCCCACGGAUUCAUCUCGGAGGGUCGCAUGCGCACUACAACCGUCUCUCAGACAAUGCUGAACCUUGUCAAGUCGUACAUUGCCUCCGGCAUUCUUGGUUUGCCGUAUGCCUUCAUGCAAAGCGGUGUUGUGGCCUCUGUCAUCAUCAUGGUCAUUCUGGUCGCCAUGUCCAUGCACUGCAUGCUGGUUCUUGUUGACUGCAAGUACAAGCUGAUCAAUCAGGGCGCCGUUACCUACGCCGAUGUCGCUAUUUUGACUUAUGGGCGAUACAUGGGAUACCUCGUCGACUUUUUGGUCUGUUUCACCCAAUUCGGCUUUGCUGUCGUGUAUAUGGUCUACGUGUCAACGAACUUGGCAAGCUAUUGGGAUAUCGACCACGCUCAAGUGUAUAUUCUCUUGAUGCUCUUCCCGUUGUUUGUGGGCAUGUCCUGGAUUCGCCAAAUGCGCUGGAUUGGCCCCGUGUCUGCGUUUGCCAACCUCUGCCUGCUUACUGGCGUGGCUGUUGUCAUUGGAGCGUCCAUUCAACAGCUCGCCCAUGGCGUGCUUGAAAACACGGGAACCAUUUCCAUCUUCGAUGCGGGCGGCCUGCCCAUUACGUUCGGCAUGUGUGUCUACGCCAUCGAGGGCAUCGGUGUGAUUCUGCCCUGCGAGACGGCAAUGAAGGAGCCCAAGCACUUCCCCAAGGUGCUCUGCCUCAGUCUUGGCUUUGCCGGCUUGUGCUACGUCUUUUUCGGAAUUCUCGUGUACUGCUCGUUCGGCGAUCAGAUCUCCGACCAGCUCCUCGACACCAACUCGACCAUUCCCCUGUUCGUCGCAGCUGCGGGUCAGCCAUGGCCGGCCUUUGAGAACAUUUCGCGCAUCAGUCUCGUGAUUGCCAUCUUCCUCUCCUUCCCUAUUCAGCUCUUUGUUGUGAUUGAUAUUCUGGAAGAGGCCAUGUUCAAGCGUGUCUCGACCCACCGCCGUCUGCUGAAGGAAAACAUUGGCCGCUUCCUGCUUUGUGUGCUCGGUGCUGUGAUUGCUCUUACGGUGCCCAAGUUCAGCCUGUUGAUCAGUCUUAUCGGAGCGAUGGGCGGCUCGACGCUGCAGUUCGUGCUGCCAAGUAUUUUCCACCUGCGACUCUUCCCGGAAUCGUCAACUCCCCGCAAAGCCCUCUCCAUCUUUUACAUUUUGUUUGGACUAGCAGGCGGAUCCUAUGGCACGUAUGACACAAUCAACAAGCUGGUAGAGCAGCUCUAACGUGUCGUUAACACAAAUCUAUUUCUAAAAUUUUGUCGUUGCGAUUUUUUUUUCUUUUGCUUGAGCGUCCUCCUCGUUUGUUGUUUUUCGGCUUGUUCUUGGGGUUUUUUUGUGUGUGUGUCUGUUUUCUGUGAUUUGUUUGAUGAUAAAAGGGGCUUGUACCUUCCA
Molecule: messenger RNA, 1880 nt
Organism: Capsaspora owczarzaki ATCC 30864
Lineage: Eukaryota; Filasterea; Ministeriida; Capsasporidae
Exons: 9
Coding region: 6-1712 (568 amino acids)
Biological process (GO): amino acid transmembrane transport
Cellular component (GO): vacuolar membrane
Molecular function (GO): amino acid transmembrane transporter activity
Source: RefSeq, a predicted model, not a curated record